Molecule: messenger RNA, 405 nt
Organism: Mollisia scopiformis
Lineage: Eukaryota; Fungi; Ascomycota; Leotiomycetes; Helotiales; Mollisiaceae
Exons: 2
Coding region: 90-302 (70 amino acids)
Source: RefSeq, a predicted model, not a curated record
UCCUUCGUGAUUCUAGUACCGAGCCCGAGUAGAGCCUCAGCGGGACGCUUUCAGUCAUGACUGAAAUCGAAUAGGAAAGGCGCGUGCUUAUGAAAUCACAGAAGAAAGAAUGUCUGCAUAUAUGGUUUCCAAUCAUCAAGUUUGUUCUCUUGUUUUCCGAUCUUCCAGUUCUGCUUGAGACAGAAGCAGAACCUCAUGUGAAGCGUCGGAGUGUGUUGUUUUGUUUUUUUUCGCAGUUGUUGUGGCUUUGCACGUUUCAGGUCGUCGAUAGCAAUGAUAGCAAUGAUCCAUGUUGGUGGUGACUUUGUGCUGAGGUGCUUAGCUGUCGGGCCCGGCUGCGUUGUUCUCGGUGGUGGACAUUGGACCUCCAAAUUGAGGUUGCGUUCCGUCUCUUUCGAAUGAUGU